Xenopus tropicalis (tropical clawed frog) is the source of this 1235-nucleotide messenger RNA. RefSeq names its product zinc finger CCHC-type containing 9 (gene zcchc9). NCBI's taxonomy places the organism in Eukaryota, Metazoa, Chordata, Amphibia, Anura, Pipidae. The record is from RefSeq and is marked provisional. Gene Ontology annotation, molecular function: zinc ion binding; nucleic acid binding.
CCCAGGUGGAGAGAAGUUGGACAUGACUCGGUGGGCUCGGCCCGGUACCAGCAGCGCGGCUGUACGGAACAGAAAGGUGUGUGCGGCCUCCCCCUGGGGAGAACUCCAGCAGCAGCAGCGGCCACAUGGGGAGGGCGGGGCCGGCAAGCGCAAAGCCCCUGUCCCACAGCCGCCUCCCAACAACAAGAAGAAGAAGAAGGAUGUGUAUGUGAACCAAGAUGUCAACGGGUUCGGGCAGUACCAAGCAGAACUGGGCGGUGUGGAGAGCCCAAGGAAGGAGCAGCGCAGGGAGGACAGGAGGCUAAAGAGACAGACCCAUAAGAAGGACAGGAUGAUUUGUUUUCAUUGUCGGAAGCCGGGUCACGGCAUGGCGGAUUGUGCUGAAGUGCUACGAUGUCAGGAGUCGGGCACGGGAAUCUGUUUUCGUUGUGGCUCUACAGAGCAUGAACUUACCAAAUGCAGAGCUAAAGUGGACCCAGCCCUUGGAGAAUUUCCCUUUGCAAAAUGUUUCAUAUGUGGUGAAAUGGGACAUUUGUCACGGUCGUGUCCUGAUAACCCUAAAGGACUGUAUGCUGAAGGUGGAAGCUGUCGGAUUUGUGGUUCUGUAGAACAUUUCCAGCGGGACUGCCCACAGCAUCAGAAUUCAGCUCAAAUAACCGUUAAAAGAUGGUCAAAAGGGAUGAGUGCUGAUUAUGAAGAAAUUCCUGUAACUCCAAAAGUGCAAAAACCAAAACUAAAAUCACCAAAAAUUGUCACAUUCUAAGGUGUGCCCUUCUCUCCUUGGACCUCUGCCAGUACACUUCCAGUGGGCUCAGUAAGUUGGCCUGGGACCUACUGAAAUGGAUUUAUAAAAUGUAACAAGCUGCUAACGUUCCAAUGUCCAUCAUCUCCACUCAGAAUGGAUCAAUGGAGAACUCAUGUGGGAAGAAAAGAGCUUACAAUGGAUAUGGGCAUUGGCAGCAUACAGUUACCAUGGUAACACUGAUGCAUUGAGUAAGAGGAAGCAUUAUUCUACAAAAGGAAGCUGCCCCACAUACCUUUGCUGUAAUAAUGAUCAGAAAAGCUAAUAUAUAUAAACAGUGCCAGUACUGUGUUGCUGUUGCUGAAUUCAUGUAACUAAGGCCUUCAUUUGUCUUAGAAUUUUGGGGUCUGUCAGUAUGAAUGAAGAGCCCUAGGAAGGGACACUGACCCUCAAAAUUGUCUAUGUUUUUGCCUUAAUAAACAGGGUUACAUAA